Molecule: messenger RNA, 767 nt
Organism: Stegastes partitus (bicolor damselfish)
Lineage: Eukaryota; Metazoa; Chordata; Actinopteri; Pomacentridae
Gene: lsm2
Product: smx5
Exons: 5
Coding region: 67-354 (95 amino acids)
Biological process (GO): mRNA splicing, via spliceosome
Cellular component (GO): Lsm1-7-Pat1 complex; catalytic step 2 spliceosome; P-body
Molecular function (GO): RNA binding
Source: RefSeq, a predicted model, not a curated record
AACACGUUUCUGAUACGUCAUCAGCAGCAGACACGACAUCUCAAGAGAGCAGCAGCAGCAGCAAUUAUGCUUUUCUACUCGUUUUUCAAAUCUCUGGUGGGGAAGGACGUGGUGGUGGAGCUCAAGAACGACCUGAGCAUCUGUGGGACACUUCAUUCUGUUGACCAGUACCUGAACAUCAAACUCACAGACAUCAGUGUCACAGACCCAGAGAAAUACCCACACAUGCUGUCUGUGAAAAACUGUUUCAUCCGUGGAUCGGUGGUCCGUUACGUUCAGCUACCUGCAGAUGAAGUGGACACUCAGCUGCUGCAGGACGCAGCGCGAAAAGAAGCCAUGCAGCAGAAGCAGUGAUUUGGCUGCAGGAUGGGGUUUAGUCCGGGGAGGGUUUUUGUAACGGUGAAUAAUGAGUAGUUUAAGUUUAGUUCAGUCAACGAUGGCAAGUGUCAUUCAGCAGUAUUGGUCAUUAGCUUUUACUUUAUCAAAAAUAAUUUAAUCGCAUUCCCGACAUUAGUGAUCAAUAUUUUUCAAAUCAAUGAUUAUUGAAAGCCUUCUUUACCUCACAGACCAUGUAGGAGUUUUUUUGUUGAUCUUCUGUUUUGAUGAAAAUCGAUAAAACUAAAUUUCAACCCCAGCAAGGAGAGCUAAAGUUCUGCUGUGAUGUUUAUGUUGAGUAUUAACAGGCACUGUUUGAUUAUCUCGUAAAAAUGAUGACUUUUGGAAUUUUUUUUUAUGCCACCUGGAAAUAAAAGUUAUUUAUAUUUUGA